AUAAAUCUUGCUACAACUGUGACAACAGACAGAAGAAACGUAAACAUGGAGAGGAUUAGCCUUUUGGGGAUUGUAAUCUUGGGUUUUGCUGGGUUUUUGGGCUCAGUUCAAGCAGAUUUGAAGCUGGGUUUUUAUGGUGAGAGCUGCCCUAAAGCUGAGAAAAUUGUGUUGGACUAUGUCAAGAAGCAUAUCCCAAAUGCCCCAUCUUUGGCAGCAGCCCUUAUCAGAUUGCACUUCCAUGAUUGCUUUGUGAGGGGUUGUGAUGGAUCAGUUCUGAUAAACUCCACCUCAAGCAACCAAGCUGAGAAGGAUGGUACUCCAAAUCUAACCCUACGAGGCUUUGACUUCAUUGAAAGAGUGAAGAGUGUGGUUGAAGCUGAAUGCCCCGGCAUAGUCUCCUGUGCAGACAUCCUUGCUUUAGUGGCCAGAGACUCCAUUGUUGUCACUGGUGGUCCAUUCUGGAACGUCCCAACUGGUAGAAGGGACGGACUGAUAUCAAAUUCAUCAGAGGCAGUAUCCGAUAUCCCGCGGCCAGUUAACAACUUCACUACUCUCCAGACAUUGUUUGCUAAUAAGGGUCUUGACUUAAAUGAUCUAGUUUUACUAUCCGGUGCUCAUACCAUUGGGGUUUCUCACUGUUCAUCGUUCUCCAACCGACUGUAUAAUUUUACUGGGGUUGGCGAUGAGGACCCGGCUUUGGACAGCGAAUAUGCAGCAAAUCUCAAGGCAAGAAAGUGUAAAGUAGCUACUGAUAAUACCACAAUAGUUGAGAUGGAUCCGGGAAGUUUUAGGACAUUUGAUCUUAGCUACUACACCCUUCUGCUCAAGCGACGGGGACUAUUCGAAUCAGAUGCGGCUUUGACGACAAACUCUGGGACAAAGGCUUUUAUCACUCAAAUCCUUCAAGGGCCCCUGUCGAGUUUCUUGGCUGAAUUUGCAAAAUCAAUGGAGAAGAUGGGUCGGAUCGAGGUGAAGACUGGAACAGCAGGCGAGGUCAGGAAGCAGUGUGCAGUGAUAAAUGGCUGAGAGUGAUUUUGUUAAGAGGAUUUUGUUUUGUGUCUGGGGUUGGGGUUUUAAUUGUUGUUGAUCUGGUAAUAAGACCAAGUGGGUGUGAAAAUAAAAUGGAAAUGCACAGUUUUCAUGUUGAAUUAGAAAUUUCUUCUCUGCA
Molecule: messenger RNA, 1168 nt
Organism: Vitis riparia (riverbank grape)
Lineage: Eukaryota; Viridiplantae; Streptophyta; Magnoliopsida; Vitales; Vitaceae
Product: peroxidase 3
Exons: 4
Coding region: 46-1026 (326 amino acids)
Biological process (GO): hydrogen peroxide catabolic process; response to oxidative stress
Cellular component (GO): plant-type cell wall; plasmodesma
Molecular function (GO): heme binding; peroxidase activity
Source: RefSeq, a predicted model, not a curated record